UCCUUCAGCACCCCCAUCGAACCUCAGUCAUCGUCCAUCCCGGCGUCCAUUCCAGCGCCCCUGUCCGUUGGCCGUUUAUCAACUCCGUGUUCCCCCGCAUACCCCUCGCCUGUUUCCUCGCCUUUCAUGGACCCCAAAGACAUGCGCGCUCCACGACUGCGAUCGCUCUUCAUCCGCAAGGAGGGCGCGAGCCCCAAGCUCUCGCACGCCGUUUUCUCAAAGUCCAAGAGCAUGGAGACCAUCAAGGAGGACCCCUCCUUUGCUGAUCCCGACUCGAUCGUCGUCCAGGGGUUUCCGCUGAAUGUCCACGAAAAGGUCCCCAAGAUCCCGUCAAAGUACCAGCGCAGAAGAAACAACUCUGUCCAGGAUGGCUCCAUCGCGACCUACAUCGAGGGCCGCCGCACCAGCGACACCUCCACGACCAGCUCCAUUGCCAGCUCGGUCUCGAGCUUGAGCUCCAAUUCCUGCCCCAACUCCAACUCUGGCCCCUCUGGCUCGCCCAAGGAAGUCAGGCUCACGAGCAUUCUACGAAAGCCCUCCAGCAGCACCCAGCUCUCCGGCACGCCCUCGGCCCUGGUCAUCUCUCGCUCCACCAGCUUCACAAGCGACCGCUCCUACGCCUGCUCCGAUGCCCACUCGGUCGCCAUGUCGCCUCCUCCUCGCUCGCUGCAAGACCCCGACGACUCGGCCGGCUCCUCGCAGCCCGAUGUCUUCCGCUGCUACAUCGAGUACUUGCGUGCUCCCGCGGACUCGGGCCUGCGACGCGCGCGCUCCAUGGCCAACAUCAUGGCCGAGCCCGAGGUCGUGCUGGCCCCGAGUAUCCGCAGCGAGCCCGCGUCGCCCACCGAUUACGACUCGUUCUCACGCCUUGACGAGCUCAUCGGCACCGUCCGUGCUGAGAUGAAGUCCUAUGUCGGGGUCCUGGACCACCCCUCGGCCGCACCCUCGCCCUCGUCGUACGGCCGCCCUAUCGUGCAGGAGCAUCUCGACAACAUUCUCCAGCACCAGGUCAAGCCCUUCCUCGACCACGCCGCCAACCGCUGGCUGGCUACGGCUGGAGCCAUCGACUGGAGCCGCGUUCUCCAGCUCGUUGCCUCGCCCGGCCGCCGCUUCCCGGACUGCGAGCUCUACUACAAGGCUCUCAUCCGCCAGCUGCCCGUCAACAUUUACCUGGCCAACCGGACCCUGCGCCGAUGCUACAAGUGCAGCGACCAGGAGGAGGACAUUGAGCACUUUUUGAUUUCGUGCUCCCAGGCGGUCGAGCUCUGGGCCCUCUGGACGACGAUGCUUUCCGAGGCCAUUGAUCUCCCUGUGCCCUCGGCUACCCUGCGUGACGUCCUGCUGAUGUUCCCGGAUCUAGAGCCCGCGCUGUCGUCGACCCAGUUCUUUAUCCUGACCUGUUUCCAUGCCGCUGCGCUGUCGACCCUGUGGAAAUGCCGCUCGUACCCACAGAGCUACCGCUUUGUCAACGAGAUCUUCAAGCGCCAGGCCGCCGAGCGUCUCCGCACCGAGCGAGUCAAUAUCUCGCCAGCAGUCUCGUCCACCAUCGACUGGGGCCACAUUGACGCCUAUAUCGAGGCCAAUCUACCCUAAACCAAGAAGGGGA
Polychytrium aggregatum is the source of this 1606-nucleotide messenger RNA. RefSeq lists its product as uncharacterized. The record is from RefSeq and is a predicted model, not a curated record. Lineage: Eukaryota; Fungi; Chytridiomycota; Chytridiomycetes; Polychytriales. The transcript has a single exon. The coding region runs from base 127 to 1593 and encodes 488 amino acids.